CAGAUUUAUGCCUGUGAGUUAUCAGGUUUAGGAGUUAGUUGCUGCUUUGCAAAACAUGGAGGAACAUCCAACAUAUUUCUGAAAUAUUAAGACAGACAUCCACUUGAUCGGCCAUUUUAAGAAUUCCCAGAGCGUCUUCUCCAAUUUCCUCUUCCUCUUUCAUUGGUUAUCAAGAUAACUUAGCCAGUGUCUCUGGGCUAAACACAGACAACGACAGUCGACAGAACUAUCUCACUGCAAGAUGCAACAUUUGUGCAAAUUAUGGUGACACUGCUUUGUAAACUGUUUUCAAGGUCAAGAAACAAAGGAGAAUUAUGUCUUUCCACUCUUACACGUCUUGGUUUCAGGUCCAUGAAGAAUUUAAGAACUUUUACUUAAUUUCAAUAUGUAGAUAUUUAGAUUUAUUUCCUGUGCGAAUAUUCUGCAGAUGAUUAUUAUGAUGAGCUCAUUUUUUCUAGUUGCGCUCUUGAUGUUGCAUAACUUGACUCUACAACGUAAUCCUAGAUCUUAAACAGUGUAGAUUUUGUGUUUAAACUCCCCCCCAAAUUGCCAGUUCAUGUUUAAUUUGGCUCAGUGAAACACACUGUGGACCAGGCGCGGCUGCAACUCAUCAAGUUCACGUAUUAAUCACACCUGCUUCAUGAGCAGCAGCUCUAAUGGGAUAACAUUAGAAACGAAUCAUUUCUUCUUGUGAGGGUGUUGAAACAGUUGGUGGCUGACAGCUUAAGUGGGUUGCAUGAGAGUGUAUGAAGAACAGAACCAGAUAAAGUGUAGCGGUUUGUUUAGUUAAGAGGAAAAGAAUAAACAGAUCGUGCCAGGAAGACAGCAGGAUCUGGACAAUCUCUUCUCUCUGCUUCCCCUCCUCCUCGUUAUAUAACUCCACACUGACAGGAGGGUCAUUUCCCUGUUUGGACUCUUUCACACAAGUGGUUUUUCCUUUUCUCCAGCAUCUGUGUUCUACAGCGUAAUACGAUGGGUUUGAGGAUCAUGGUUUUUCUGGCUGUGUUAACAGGGGUAACUGGGAGCCCCAGUGUGACAACCAGACCUGAGUCUGACUCAGCGGACAUGUCAGCUCACCCCAACAGUGUACCAGAGACGGUAGAGGAAACAGAGGUCAUUGGGCAGAACAAAGUACCAAUAGGAUUGGAGCCUGAGGAGGAUGUGAUGGCGACUGGCAAGCUGAACCCCAAUCACUACCCCGCUCAGAGGGCAGCCAAGGUGGUCCAACACUACCUCAACACCCGCUAUGGCUCACCAUACAGGGUGUUCGGACUGCAGAAGGUCCACAGCGGGAACGCAGAGGAUGUGGCAGACUCUGGAAGAAAGUAUCAGUUGGACAUCACGGUACAGGACGUCAUGAGCAAAAGUACAGAGAAAUGCUCCGCAGAGGUUUUUUUUCCAAAGGGGAAGCAGCAGGAGCAGAGCUCACCCCAGGUCCAGGCCUCGAGUGAGGAGCUCCGAAAAAUCGACACAAACGCUCAAGAAGAGGCCUUUUACCAACAGUACAAGAACCAAAGCCUGCUGUCAGCACAUUUACCUGAUAGCUACGGUCGCAUUGAGCCUGAGAUGGAGCCUCUGUGGCACCUUGGCUCUGUGGCCUCCAGCUUCACCAUGCUGAACGAAUCAACUGAAAACACUCUGUACAACAUGGCUCAGGUGGCCAACAUCACGCAGUUGGAAACUGAGAACGACCAGCUGAAGUUUGACUAUCACAUACUGCUGCAUGAGAUGGUGUCCCAGGAAAUCAUUCACUGGAAACUGCUGUUCAGCUGGUCUCCGUCAGAGGGAGUUAAAGUGCUGCAGAUGGAGAAGCUUCCUCACUGCCAUGACUGUGAAAAACCUCCAAAUACAAACUAAACUGCUGACGUUCAUCGCACUGCAACUACGACCAAAAACAAAACCUUGAUGCUCACAUCUUGUGUUCAGGGGUGGGGGGAAUCAGCUGUUGACGCUUGCAGCAUAAAACUUUUUGAACUACAGAAAGGUUGAGUUUGUACUAUCAGGAAUCAGAUUAAUCCAUCCUACAUAAUGAUAUGAUAUGCUUUAAUUGUUCUGUACUCUUGGUUUAAGCAACCGGAGUGUUUAACCAAAAUAAAGUGUUUAUACCUAUU
Molecule: messenger RNA, 2111 nt
Organism: Seriola dumerili (greater amberjack)
Lineage: Eukaryota; Metazoa; Chordata; Actinopteri; Carangiformes; Carangidae
Gene: lxn
Product: latexin
Exons: 7
Coding region: 973-1857 (294 amino acids)
Molecular function (GO): metalloendopeptidase inhibitor activity
Source: RefSeq, a predicted model, not a curated record